GUUGUGUUUGUGCUAAUGUUCCGGACUGUACACAGCUGGUAAAGACACGCUGUCAAUUUUUGACAGCUUCGGAAACUUAACGACACUGUGAUCUGGAACAAACCUCGCAAAGAUGAAUCGAGACUUAAAGUAUUGGAAGGAAGCAGCCACUGUCAUCUUGACUUCAGGUGUUCGAAAUUGCUUUGUGAAUAAAGAUCCCAGUACACAGACUUGUCAGCCUCCACGUUCAGUGCCAAAACAAAAGAGAAAUGCAAUUCACUCGUGGUUGGAGAAACCUGUCUUUGAUUAUGCUGUACUUAUGUUACAGCGGAGUGCAAAAAGCAGUUUCUUGCCUCAUGCUCAGGUAUUUCCUGGAGGUACCGUCAGUCCGUCUGAUUUUUCCAGUGAGUGGAUUCAGAUGUUUCAGCCCUUUUGCAAGCCACCUAACUUUAAACUAGGUAUAGUCAGGCAAACCUCCAAGAGAGCUCCAAUCCUUGCAACGGACAGGAGAAAGCUAGGAUCUGAAGUCCCUGGAGAGGUGGCUUUCCGUAUUUGUGCUAUUAGGGAAACUUUUGAAGAAUCAGGGAUUCUACUUGUGAAGCCGAAUACCCCUGAAACAUGUUCAAGCAGCCAAGGAGCCAUAAAGCUCACACAGUACGACCAAAAAGAACUUGCAAAUUGGAGGCUGCUUGUGCAGAAAAAUGCAGCAAAUUUUAUAAAGCUUUGCAAAGAGCUGGACUGUAUACCAAAUAUUUGGGCAUUGAAGGAGUGGAGUAAUUGGUUAACUCCUACUUACUUGGAGAGAAAGCGUUUUGAUACUGCAUUCUUCAUCUGUUGUUUGCAAGAAAUUCCUUUCACAUUGCAAGAUGAUUAUGAAACUGUUUCCUACAACUGGAUGUCCCCACCUGAUUUUGCUGAAGGCUACAUUUCAGAGAAAUUCUACAUCCCUCCCCCGCAGUGGUAUGAACUGAGCAGACUCUGCCAAAUACCCCAUUUCCAAGAUCUGCAGCAGUUUAGCCAGCAUCGGGCAUUGGAAGGCUGCGAACGAUGGCUUCCAAUUCGUCUUCUUGCUUCUGAUGGCUCUGCGAUUUUGUACCCUGGGGAUGACCUUUAUCCAGAGGAUCCUGAUUACACAGGAGAAAAGCAGAUGAACAUCACUUCCUCAAAAACUCUGGAACAAUUGAGGUUAGAGGUUACCAAACUAAAUCGCGCGGAAGUGAGAGAUUUGCAUGUUAUAAUACUGUACGUGAAUAUUGAGCCCCCGUAUAAACAUAUCAAUCCACUAAUGGUGAACCCAAUACUUUCCAGUUAUCUGUAAAUUCUUCCAAUGAAUCAACAAAAAUAUCUGUCAAAAAUGUUCUUAAAUGAUCAAAGUUUAUUUUUGAAUGUCUUCAAAUAGAACACUGGUAACAAUAUCAAAACAGAAUUAGAACAUUACAGCGCAGCACUGACCCUUUGGCCCUUGAUGUUGCACCCACCUGUUGAACCAAUCUGAAGUCCA
Chiloscyllium plagiosum (whitespotted bambooshark) is the source of this 1480-nucleotide messenger RNA. Its product is annotated as acyl-coenzyme A diphosphatase NUDT19-like. Gene Ontology annotation, cellular component: mitochondrion. Gene Ontology annotation, molecular function: hydrolase activity, acting on acid anhydrides, in phosphorus-containing anhydrides. The record is from RefSeq and is a predicted model, not a curated record. Lineage: Eukaryota; Metazoa; Chordata; Chondrichthyes; Orectolobiformes; Hemiscylliidae.